AAAAAAAAAAAUUGUCUGUGGUAGUCAGCGUAACCUGAAUUUAACUUACUACGUUUAAAACAAUAAUAUUACAAGCUGAAAUGCUUUGCGUUUGUUAUAUUAACUAGUAAAUAAGCGAAAGUUGUUAAUUUGAUCUUGUUAUAUUGCUACAAUAAAAAUGACUGUGGACGGCGAAGAAAAUCCUAGGGACCGUGUGUUCAUGGACAUUUCUAUCGGAGGACUCCCAUCGGGUCGUAUUGUGUUUGAGUUGUUCAAUGAUGUGGCGUCAAAGACGUGCGAAAAUUUCCGGGCCCUGUGCGCUGGUGACAAAGGAGUUGGAAAAAUUACUGGAAAGCCAUUGACAUAUAAGGGCAUGGUAUUUCACCGUGUGGUGAAGGAUUUCAUGAUCCAAGGAGGAGAUUUCAGCAAUGCCAAUGGUACCGGAGGUGAAUCAAUUUAUGGUGGUACCUUUGAAGAUGAAACAUUUGAACUGAAGCAUGAACGGCCUUUCUUACUGUCUAUGGCAAAUCGAGGCAAGGACACAAACGGGUCACAGUUCUUUAUUACAACACAGCCAGCGCCGCAUCUCGACAAUGUGCACGUAGUAUUCGGCCACGUAGUGAACGGGGCGACGCUGGUGCGGCAGUUGGAAGGACUUCCCGUGGAUCGCAACGCGAGACCUCUUCAGGACAUCACCGUUACCAAUUGUGGACAGCUUGUGAAACUUAAGGCCGGCAAAAAGCGCAAACAGGAUAAGGAAAAAGAAAAGGAUGAGAGUGACGCCGACUCUGAGAAGUCUCACAAGAAGGAGAAGAAAAAGAAGAAGGACAAAAGGAAGAAACGACAUCAGUCUGAGCAGUCUGAGGGUGAGCAAACCUCAGAGCCAUCUCAUCCGCUGGUCAGCACUACCAAAAUUGAUCCAAAGGAGAUCCCAGAUGUGCCCACCAAUAGAUUCCUGAUGAGAGCAACAAGGGAUGAAAAGGAUAAAGACACCAGGAGAGAUAGGGACAGGCCGCGUUAUCGAGAGCGCGAACGUCACGCGUACACACGCAGCGGCCGCAUCGUUAAGGGGCGUGGCGUGUUUCGAUACCGCACGCCGUCUCGCUCUCGCUCGCGAUCUCGUUCGGUGACGCCGCCGCAUUGGAGGCAGGCGCAACGGAGAAUCGUCAAACUUGCUGAUGUGGAGCGUAUUGAACAUGAACGUGUUCAGGAGAAUUUAAAGAAGCCGGUAGUCAAACACUCGCAGAGGGUAACUAAUACACCGCCCAGACAACGGGAGAAGGAGGAAGGAGAGUGUGACACGACAUUGGAGCAAUCUCGGGAUGGAAGAGUCGACUACAACGCACUGGACUUCGAAGAAGAUGUGGACCAGGAAGAGGAAGGCGAAAUCCCAUCAAAACGUAUUGAGCAGAAACGCCUCGCGGAAAAUCGGGCCGAGAUACUGGCUAGGGCCCUUGGAGUCAACCCCAAACACGAUCAGCUCAGGGACAUGAAAGACACACGUGACUUCCGUCGUCGCGAAGGUAUAUCGUCUGCUGUCGUUCAAGCAGCCCCCAAGCUCUCGUCAGCUGUGGCUCCUAUGGGGUCUGAGAGCCAGAAUAAGGGUGAAUACGACCCUUUUACGCUCCUUAGGAGCACGUUUUCAAGGAACAAAGAACAAGUGGCAAAAAAAGAGGUUGUAGAAAACCGACGUGAAGUAACUAAAGAUAAAGAAAGAGAGAAAUAUCGCAACGAGAGAAACGAUCAACCUGAUCUUAGAGAAAGUCUGAAAAAGCGUGAGAACCGGGUUGAUAGAAAUGAUAAAGAGGAUUCAAUUAAAGAUGACAGACACAAGCGGACCGACAAAAACAAGGUCAACGAAGAGAAAAACGAAAGAUACAGAGCUAAAACCAAAUCACCCGAACUUAGUCCUAGAACUUUGGAUCGAUUUGAGAAAACUAAAAGGGAUGAUAAAUCACACGAUCGAGAAUCUAAACGCCAACGCGAUGUAGAGAGAAGGUCUCAGGAUAAUACACCAGAUAGACCCAAAUCUCGUGAAUCUAAAGAUAGAAAGCGCGAUAAAUCUAAAGACAGAUCUAAAGAGAGACAUGAUAGGUCACGGGAUAAAUAUGACAGGUCUAAAGACAGACGUGGAUCCAAGGAAAGACGUGACAGGUCCAAAGACAGACGUGAUAGAUCCAAAGAUAUCGAUAAAUCUAAGGAUAGACCGAAGCGCAAUAGAUCGGAGAGAGAUUCGAAGGACAAAGAGCUGCCGAUUAAUGAGUUUGAUAUUGAGGCAAGAAAAACAAAGUCACCGCAACGCGAGCGCAAGGUUUCUUCAUCUGAUGGAAAGGAGAAAGAUGAGCAAGAGAAGAAAAAGGAAGAGGAAAGAAAUGAAGCUCGGAAGGAAUUGAUGGAGAUUGUUCGUUUGAUCAAGUCGAGGCAACGCGAUCGUGAGAAUAAAGCUGCUGAGGCGAAAAAGAAGAAACGUCCAGAUUCCAGUUCGUCGUCGUCCGAAGGCGAGCGUUCGAAGCGACGUCGCACUCCAGACAGAGACAGAAGACGCAGUCGCAGUAGGUCUCGCCGCAGCGCCUCCCGUUCCCGUCGCCGCUCGCUUUCCCCUCGGCGCAGGCGCAGACGCUCUUCAGAUUAAGUAACUAAAUAGCUUAGCAAACCAAUUCCACGAGAAAUAGAGAUAUUUAGUUUUCUUAGACUUUAGGCUUGACGAUGUAAUUUCCGUUUUUAUACAAUCUGUAUUCUAGCUCGUCACUCAAAAUCUACUUUCAAGAACUGUGAAACCAUUUUUAUUUAUAACUUGACGUUGACAUAGCUCAAGAAGUGACUUGAGAUUGGUUUACGGUAGUAGUCUGUUUCUAAAUACAAGGGGAACGAUUUUAUUGCAAAAAACAAUGAACUUCUUAGUAUUGAUUAAACGAAAUAUUUCUUCAGUAAAUAUUGAUUGGUUUUGGCAUGGUUAAUUAUUAUAACAAGAUCAGUAUCUCUUUAACUUCCAAUAAUGAGAGAACUACAUCGAUCUUGUAAGCAAAAGGUCGGAAUGGGUAUCGCUAUCGUUAUUGGAAAUUUAAAAGUACCAUAAAGCAUAUAUUUCGAGGAUAUCUUUAAGGUUUAAGAUUCAAAGACAAUUUUACGAACUCUACCUUCUGUCAAAUGGCAUUUGACAGAUGGAAGAGUCGAUAUUUUGAUUUCUCUAGUUCUCUAGAAAUUCUGUAGUUUCUUUUUUUUUAAAGUAAUAUUUGAUUUUACUGCUUCCUAUAUUGAAUAUUUGGUCUCCGGUUAAAAGUAUACAAUUAUGUUGAGACACAAAUUCUUGAAUAAAUUU
Molecule: messenger RNA, 3298 nt
Organism: Pieris brassicae (large cabbage white)
Lineage: Eukaryota; Metazoa; Arthropoda; Insecta; Lepidoptera; Pieridae
Gene: Moca-cyp
Product: peptidyl-prolyl cis-trans isomerase G
Exons: 19
Coding region: 158-2611 (817 amino acids)
Biological process (GO): protein peptidyl-prolyl isomerization
Cellular component (GO): intracellular membrane-bounded organelle
Molecular function (GO): peptidyl-prolyl cis-trans isomerase activity
Source: RefSeq, a predicted model, not a curated record